Messenger RNA from Papilio machaon (common yellow swallowtail), 805 nucleotides. RefSeq lists its product as uncharacterized. The coding region runs from base 11 to 781 and encodes 256 amino acids. The transcript has 5 exons. NCBI's taxonomy places the organism in Eukaryota, Metazoa, Arthropoda, Insecta, Lepidoptera, Papilionidae. The record is from RefSeq and is a predicted model, not a curated record.
UUCUGUUAAGAUGUUAGUGCAAAGCAUACGUUUGUUGCUCCUUUCGCUCGUUGUAUUUUACGAUGUAAAGUGUUGCUGUGCUCAAUUCCAAUUUAAUUUUACGAAACUUUACGUAACCACUCCUGCGCCAUUGCCAUUCCCGAAAUGCGUCGCGGUUGACAUACCGUGCCUCCGGCGGGGACUACGGACCUUCUUCUUUCUGAUGGAGGCUGGCCACAUGGGCAUGAAGCCAGUUGACCCCGCGCUAAUCAAUAGUGUGGUAGUAGCCAUGCCCGAGAAGGGGGUCUCAAUGUUACUCAGAAAUAUAAACGUCACCGGAGCAAAAUGGACUAAGUUGGCUGAUAGAAUAUUGAACCCGUUCGGCACCAAGAGUAGUGUCAAAUUCCUAAGCGAUCUACACGUUACAGGAGAACUGACGAUGAGCAUGGCGCAGCUUACGACUCCCUUAAUCGCCUCCAUCACUAUGGAUAUGCAAGACGUUCAAAGCAACAUAACGUAUGUAUUGACUGGACAAAGCACCUUUAACAAUGACGAUUACUUCAUAAUUGGACCGGAGAGGAUUGCUGUGAGGAACUCUCGGAUGCCGACUUUCUUCUUACAACCGGAUACUGAAGAAACCAGAAUCAUUGAGCUAGUGCUACAAACGAAUCAAUCUAUACUGGACCACCUGGCUAACGAAGUUGUGGUAGCGUUAAUGCGCAACGUUGUUGAUAAUUUUAGAUUAUUUGCCAGUCGAGUACCGAUAAAACAUUACUAUCAGUAUGUACAAACCAACCCUUAAACAAUAAAACAUGUUACUUAUAUU